Molecule: messenger RNA, 10948 nt
Organism: Pseudomyrmex gracilis
Lineage: Eukaryota; Metazoa; Arthropoda; Insecta; Hymenoptera; Formicidae
Exons: 9
Coding region: 330-9539 (3069 amino acids)
Biological process (GO): regulation of transcription by RNA polymerase II
Cellular component (GO): nucleus
Molecular function (GO): DNA-binding transcription factor activity, RNA polymerase II-specific; DNA binding
Source: RefSeq, a predicted model, not a curated record
GCGCUUCCCGGAGUUUUUUUUUUUUGUUUUGACGUCGAAAGGAUCAUCUCCGGCGACGAGUGUGUUUUGGUGCGUGGUGAUAUUAUUCGCGCGGGUUGCUUCGUCGUCGCCAACCCGCCCUCUCGCCGGUCGUCAUACAAGUGCGCGAGAGAAAUACGAAGGGAGAGUUCUUGGUUGGUUUUUUCGUGUUUCCGCUCUUUCUCCGCGCCACCCGGCCCGAAACCACCAUCGCCGGAUGACGGCGCGUGUACGUGGUGCGUGCGGCACGGUAGUACCUGUGUCUACGACGGCAAGCGGCAUAGUCGACGAGGUGCGUUCCGUGCCGCCUGAUGUCUACGCAUCGUCUUCGUCGCGCGGAGACAGCAGCACAGCAGCAGCGGCCCGCCACCAUCGUGUCCACCCCUUCCUCCAGCGGCAAUACCACCCUUCCUAGGUCCUAUGGUAGUCACACCUUAUCGAUCCCAGCGACGAACAGUGGCUCGUUCAGCCCCGAGGGAAUAAAGUAUUUCAAAAAGGGACUCGAGGUAACGUUGAGUGACACCAAGAAGAGAUACCUCGACAAGGUGACUGCACUCCUGGCAGCCUGGGAGAAUGUCACCAAUUAUAUUCCUAGGGCGCCGUCCGAGGUCAUCCAGUCGCUCAUAGAAUGGGCUCACAGACACACGUUGACACUGAUAUUGCGCGGGGAGUGGCCGAAGUUGCCACCCGCUGCCAAAACGCACUUCUCACACACGCUGCAGAAGUGUUCGGCCACGUUGGAGUGUUCGUCUCAGCUGCAGGUGCAACACCCCGCCGCAUCCAGGUGUGCUACUCUGCUGGCUCUGGCGAACAAUGGACCAUGGACGCAUCCUGUUCUCGAAAGUAUACUCAACGGCCAACCGGAUUCCGAACAUGAAGAGGAAUUCUGUUGUUCGGAGAAAGGCGAGCUGCUGACAAUGAGACUGAAGAUACUCUGCGAGGACCGCUGCGAGGACAUAGCGGUGAACCUCGCCGCUGCGUGUGUACGCUCCCUCAGAAGAAGCGAUCAGCUGCGGUCGCUCUCGGAGUCUCAUCACGUCCACUACAUGAUUGACGUGUAUAUUGUCCUCCUGUACAAAUUGAAACGCACGCAAGAUAUUUUCGCUCAACUAAAAUUAAUGGACCUCAACGAUGGGCUUGAAUUGGUCCAAAGGCUCAGCGGUGAGAAGCCAACGAAGUAUGGUACGGCGCGUGUUUGGAGAAAUUCGAUAAAGGCCGCGGAAUUGGUCGCGCAGUAUCUCGUUACAGCCGGCAUGGUUCGACCGGUAUCGGAAACCGGCGCGAACAUUUUGGAGCAGAUCCUGAAUUCUUGGGCGAUGUUGCACUCAAAAUUAAAGGAUGUCGCGCUCACCCUACCCGGCAUGAUUAGGAAAUUAAUCGAACCCGCGGAAAGUGCUCAACAUAUUUAUAUCUUCUGCGCAGUACUUGCGAAACAUUUCGGUGAGAGCGUGAAACCUUUGGUAAUCGAAUUGUACAUUAGAGCGCUGACGACGGACAUGAACGAACUAGAAAGUCAGAAAGCGAAGUCGGAUAAGGACAAGGUGCGCGAGACCGCCAAACGUCUGAGUGUGCAGUUCCUCAAAUUAGCGGAUGUAGUGGACACCAAUGUAGGCAUCGCGAGGGAGUGCGUACUGACAGCAUUCUCCUUACAUCCCACCAGAGCUUGUUACGACAGAAUAAAGGAAUUGGCAAUAGCGUGCGGGAAAGCGAAAGAGAAUGAUGUUUCGCAAGAGGAGGAAAAUAUUAUCAAGGAAAAGUCUCUGAAAAAUGAAGAAGUGAGUGACAACACGAAGGAAGAUGACGGUUUGCAAAAGGAGUUAUCUGUGAAGGAAGAAGCGUUGAAGCCAACUAUUGAAGAAGAGACAAUUAUUAAGAAAGAGACGCCUAUCAAGAAAGAGCCUACGAAAGAGGUCAGGGAAGAGAAUGAUCAUCUUCUCACGUCGACAUUGAAAACCGAGGCUGAUGUGAAAACUGAAAUUGAAGUGGUAACUGACGUCAAAAUGAAGAAGAAUGAUAUUAAAACUGAGAUAAUAAAAGAUGAUGUCAUUGCUGAGACGUCUUUGGUACAAGGUGAUUUUAAAACGGAGAUCGAGGUAGAAACCGAGAUUUGUGGUAAAAUGGAGAUCGUUGAAACUGAAACGAAAGAGAAUCCCAAUAGCGCCGAGACGUCCUUAGCUCCGAGUUUCACAAUUUCAGAGAUGCGAUUAGAGUCUCAAGAAAAUUCGAGCGCAGAAAACAACAAAGAGCAAAAUUCUCAAAUGGCAAAAACGACGUUUGAACGAACGAAUCAAUUGCUAAAGAGCUUGCUGACGAGGAAAUCUGACACGACGAAAUCAUCGGCAAACGAAAGAUGUUCGUUACAUACGAGUCACGAUCAGUCGCUCGACAAACUCUUCAAUUGCGGCGAGUUUACCAACAGUAAUCAAAUGAACGACGAUAAAUCGCGAUUGGAUGAUGCUAAUACGACUGGCAGCAAUGUAGAGAGAACGUUAGACGCGCUGAUUCUAAUCAAAGGCGAUGCAGUGACAGGCUCGGCCAAUUACGAUGAGAAAACAGCGCCCAGUCAAAUACUGGACGGCGAGAAACUGGGUUUGUCACCGCAACUGUGCGACGAUCUGGCUGUAGUAUUAAGCAGUCCGCGUUACCAUAUGCUUAGCUGGGUAUUGGACUGGAAGGAAUUAAAAAAUCUGUGCGAGCGAUAUCUGGAAAAUGCCGAAGAAAUGCGCAAUACGAACAAGGAGCUCAAGUACCUGAACAUUGACUACUCGCAGUUUAAAGACUGGCCAUCAGAAGAUGACACCAAGGAUAUCUUUUUUGGCAUCGAAAAGGGCUAUGAACAAUGGGCGGAUCUGCCAUCUGAUAGUUCGGAGCAGUUCGGCAGUUUUCAACCGGCAGCCGGCUACAAGCGUUUAUCCGCGCGCCGUAGUUUAGACGACACCACAACUGACAGCGACAGCGGCAGUGUGUUGCGCGUGCGGCGCAGUGCCCGCGCGCGUAAAAUCCAUCGGUUAGAAUCGUCCGAGAGCGAUUACGACAGCGCCGAACCGAAGCCAAAGCACUUUAGGAAUAGAAUCAGUUCGGUGUCGGACAGCGAUAGCAACACCCAGGACAGUCAGACCGAUAGUUUGGGUAGCGACGGGUGCCGGUUGGAAGUCAAGAAAAAAUCCAACAAAUCAAGCAGCAAAGAAUCCAGUAAGAAACGACCAAAAGCGUCGAAGCUCACUGUCGACUCUGUUUCGCAUUUCCAGAUGCUUGUAGGUGAAGACACGGGGCAUUUAAAUGCCCACGAGGACGCCAGUGGAUCAGAUGCGAGCAGCAACGAUUUUAUCACGCUCUUUCCUCCAGACAUGGAUGAGAACAAACGGGAAACGAUCAAGGGCUCGGCUUACACAGCUGCGGCGCCAUUACUAAUAAGCGGGAGACGGAGCGAUCCGACUGUGCUUAAGAAUCUCAGGAUGUUCAGGAAACAGAAUUCGCAAACUCUGAAGAAAAAUUUGUUGAACAAAAAGAAGAGCACUAACAACGGAAGUCGGGCAGAUGCGGAGCAACAAGCAACGAACGAGAUUGCCAAGUAUAUACCGAAUCUAAACCUAAAUCUAAAUGCGCUUAAUCUAAAUCCGAGAAUAGUGCUAACGCGCACGGACGAAAUUGAUCGCAAGCUGGCGAACCGCGUCAAAAAGCCGCAACAGAUGCUGAGCAGCGGCGACAUUACCAGCGAACUGAUUAAUAUACAGAAAACAAUGCCGUUUUCGCCAAACAAGAGCGUGAUAACGUAUCAGAAGAAGCAAAAGGAGCGGGUUACAAGCGGCAAGAGCAACGGCGCUGGCGGCAAAAAGGAUCUGGACUGUUCCGUGGUCAACAGUCAUCGCAAUCGUCACAAUCACCGUCACAGCCAUCUCGGCUCUGUCAAAUCCAACUUGGGUAAGACCAAGUUCGAUAUUCUAGCUGACAUGAGACAUUCCGAUAUAUUAGCUAAGAACGUUCCGGGUUUGAACUCGUUGGACAUGAUGGUUCCACCGCGGCAACGUUCCACAGUAAACGUCGUGCAGCUCUCUAGGAGUGGCGUGCCACAGAGUCCAAGCUCUGCCACAGGCACGGCGACGACAAUCAACGUCAGUGGCAACACGCCACCGCGGCCGACACGUACUCCGAGCGUAGCCAGUAGUCAGAGUGGCAGCGGCGGUAAUAACAGUAUACAACUGCCAGGCACGCCAUCGUCAACAGGCGGCCACGAUAGCGGCGUUGGUCUGAGUCCAGCUGGCCAGACACCACCACCGAGAUCGUCUUCUUCGAAUCUCGGUACACCGGAUACCAUCGGUGAAGAAGCCAAUCAGCCGCCGGAUGCCGCGUCGCCGACUAUUGGUUCGACAAUUCCAACAACGACGAUGACUGUCAACAACGCUACCUCGGUGGUGCAGCACCAGCUUGACGCCAGUGUCGUUGUCGAGACAUCCAGUCCGGCGCGAACAUUGGUGCAAAUGCGACGCAUGAACAGCCAAAAUAAUCAAUCGCCGAAAAAGUCACCCUCAUCACCCUGCUCCACGACCGUGAUCACUACUGCAACAACGACGACAAUUACAACAACUCUGGGAGGUGUGGUCACGACGCCUAUUUCGGCGGAACAAUUAAAAGUUAUCUGCAAGCCAGGCAGCAGUUACAUCGCGUCGAUUAAUUCCAAUCAGAUCGCAUCCAAUCAGAGAAACAUAUUGAGCUUGCAGAAUUUAGACAACGGUGCGAGCUUUGUGCGACAGACGACGCAGCAGCAACGUGCUAGCAACGUGACUGGUAAUGCGCCGUCUAACAGAAAUACUUACAGUCGAUUAACCGAUGCCACCGUGAAGGGCUCUUCGCAAUCCACCCAGAACGCCCAAGUUUUGCCCAAGUUCCAGCAGGCUUUCCGCAAGACAUCGAUUUACACUUUGUCAACGGACGCGGUUGCGAGCGGCGUCGCUGGCACCCCAGCAGAUACGCCGCUCGGUGAAGUCCAACAAACACCACCGGUGGCGGUGGUGUCUCCGCAAAAAGUAACAACAAAUCUGUCGAAAGCGGUACAGACGUCUGUGCCUAACACUCAACAACAACCGCAGCAGCAACAACAGCUGAACGCCACUGUCAAUGUGCAAUCGAUCGGUCCCAAUCUGCAAUUAUCUACGGGAAGACAGGUUGUUAACGCUGUGCCAAGCUCCAAUAAUAACAGUCCGGCGAAUACUGCCGUUAGUCCGAACCAACAGACCGCCAAUCAGACGUUAACGCAACUCGUGCAAAACGUCAGUUCGUCAAAUACCGGCGUCAUCUACACGCAGAAGGUGAUAGCCGGCAAUAAUUCGAAUCAGGCAAUAAAUCUCAUACCGGCCAUAUCGCAUGCCAACUCGGUACCGGGUGGUAGAGCUCCAGUAGUUAAGCUGAAUAUUAUUCGCGCACCAAUCAGACAUAAUGUACAGGCCAUUCAAGCUGUCUUGACACCGAGGUUACAGCAACAGCAGCAACAACAGCGACAGCCGCAGCCGCAACCGCAGCCGCAGCCGCAGCCGCAGCAGCAGCAACAAACAGUAAGAACGGACAAUUUAAUUGGUUCUCCGAUCGAGGUGAAUAAUCAAGUGAGCUCGACAACACUGGAGCAGCUGCGAGAGUUUGAAAGUGUGUUGGAACAAGUUAAAGAAAGAAGCAUUCAGCCGCAGGCCCAUAAGUCAAACAGCGCGACCACGACAGCCGUGCAAACGCAGACCACACCGCAACAGACUCAAGCGACCAAACAACAGCAACAACUAUCUAUCAGUGCUUUAGCGCAACAGUUGAUGAUGUCGCAACCGAACUCUAACAGCGAACCGUUCGCCAGCAACGGCAAUACCGGCAGAACAUUUCAACAAGAAACUGUAUUCCCGCAGAAAAUCUCCCUGGCCUAUGUGAAUCCGAGCAGUGGCACCGUUACCGCCAAGGUAGUGGCUAAUUCUAAAGCGCCGGUGGUAGUGGUCACCAGUUAUUGUCAACCAGCGGCGUCGCCAGCGUUGAGCGUUACGUCGCAGAGCUCGUCGAGCCCAUGCGUGACGCCAGGUCCGGCGCCGAUCCCGUCAACCGGCAAAACACCACCGUCUACGGCGGCUACACCAGGUGGCAAAACCAGCGCAAAGAAAUCGACACCUAAGGCAGUUAAAAACAGUUCUACCAACACGUCCAAGACAUCGCCUACAGUGCCGAAACCAACGCAACAGAAGCCGCAAGAGGAUGAACAAACCGCUCAACGAAUCUACGCAAUUCUCGACGAGUACGCGGAGCAGCUGAGAAACUCACCGGAUCUCAAUAACAAACCGGCGCCUCGAAGAAGAUCCAAUCCGCCAACUAAUCCAAGUCAGCCAUCGAAAAGAAAGAAAUCCAACUCGAGCAAAAAGUCAAUGGGGCAGCAAUCUUCCGAACUGAGUCCCAGUAUGGAGGAUCUCGGCAGGACAAUGGGCAGCGAGGAUUCGUCUAGUGGUGUUUUACACGUACAGGAUAGUCCAGCCGGAUUUUCUGCACCGGAAGAGCCGUCGGUGAACGUUAAUGCCAGUAAUGUUGCCGCGGAAGUCGAAGUACGUAAUCUGAGCGAUUCAAACGAUGGUGUUGAGUUCGUGAAGCGACGCAAUCUUAUUUUCACGGACUCCAGCACGGGUCAACCACGCACGUUAAUUGUUCAGGAAGCGCUGCAACCUGGCGUAACCGUCAGUGAGGCACUUGCUUCGGUUACGAGCAAAGUGACCGGCACGUCUGUGCUAAUGCCAACCAGCAUUGUAUUGCCGUUAGUGAAAGGUACUCAGCAGUUCACUAUCGUAUCCGGAGCCGUGUCGAAGCUGGUAACUAUGCCGACGACUGUGCGCACCGCCGGUGGUAAUGCCACGGUUUCCAACACUCUUGUGCUACAAUCUUUCCUUAAUCAGAACACCAAAUUGAUCUCUGCGCAGCAACCGAUGAAACAAAUGAAGGUGCAGCCUAAUCUGCAGACGCUGUCGAACAACAAUCAGACGCUGACCAGCACGCAGAACGUUCAGAACGCGUCCAUCCCUCAGACCGGAAGCACGCAGUUCACUGCGGAAACAUCGACAGUGACAACCGCGACGCAGAACAAACCCAUUGUAAUCAGUGAUAUAACUUUGAAGAACGAUGCCGUAGCUAGCAACUGUGGCAGCAGCAACGUCGAAUCAGCGACGACGAACACGGCUAUCGUUGUAAACAAGAGCAACUCGACCGUUAGCCUAAUAGAAGCCCGAAACAUCAACGAGAUAUGCGACGGUCAGCAGAUAUGUGGCGUCAUCACUAGCAAUCCCGCGCUGCAAAACACGGCAAGAAUCUUCAAUUCGAAUAUACACAAACUGUCGUCGACCAACUUGAAAACGGACAAUAUGGUUUGCAUCACGCCGGCUAUAACGGAGAAGAAAUCGUCUCAAGAUAGUCAGAUUCACACGGAAAAGUCAGUGUCCAUACAAUCAGGCGCCACGAUUGCGCUAGCGUUUGCUUCGCAGACCGAUGUGAACGCUAUGCUGAACGACGCUGCUCAGCAACAGCAAAAAGACACAAAGGAAGCGUCUACCGAAAUAACAACUGGCGCCAAGAUCAUUUCUCCGAAGAUGGUGAAGAGAAAAUUCGACGACACCACCGGCAUACAGGAAGACAUGUCGCCAAGAACUCUGAUUACCACGAAUAUUGCUACGUCGUUACAGAGCAAUACAAAAAUUGAGUCUUUGUCUUCUAUUACUUCGAACAAGCAGUCGAGUGUCAUUGAUAGCACGGCGCAGUUCUUGGUGACCGGCGGACCGAGCAGUUCGGACAGUCAAGAGUCAGCUAUGCAACCGUCUACUGAAACGCUUGAUGGAACCUGCAAGAUUGGAAAUGGACUAUUGUACGAAAAUGCGCGUUUGCAGGAAGCCUGGGAUUCGGAAGGCAAGAUUUCGCCUGACACACCAUGGAGAUAUGUUCCUACGUCGAUAAACACACUGAGCGAUGAUUCCUUGAAAGCGUAUUCUAGGGACAGUGACAAUUCGGAGAGCGUGCUGCAGAUCAAGAACCAAAGCAUUGACAUGGCGAGCGGACAGACUUUCCAGUCGAACAAAAAGUACUUUGUUAAUCAUCUGAGUCUGAUGAAGUCGCAGUUGAUUCCCAAAUUGGAGCGUGAGCUGAUACAGCAGCAAAGAGCGGAGAAGAAAGCCGCGGCGUAUGAGCGUGAGCUCAAGAUGCAGAAAAGCUUGUCGGAAGAGUGCGAGAACUUGGGAAUCGACGAGCCUAGCACUAGCGAUCUGUUUCCCGAGGCGGAUUUAUUAUUUGACACGAAUCAUUCGCCAUCGUUCGAUCAAUCCUCGCAGGAUGCGUCCUGUAGCCAGCCUCUAGGCAUGAAAUCGUACAACAGUACGUACUUUCGAUCAUUGGAUUCGUCAAGUGGUAGCAGAGACGCCAGUCCUACGAGCGAUUUCAAGACCACCGAACGCAAGAAGAGUACAAGCCAGCGCACGAGAGUUUUGAAGGACUCGUUAAAGAGAGGAAAGCGAGAGAAAGAAUUUGAUACUCCGUCAAAACACAUGCGACUGACUCUGGACAGCCUGAGCCAAGACGAAGCGUCGAAUAGCAAUUCCGAUAUGUCCAGGUUGUCACCAACAAAUCUUGUCUCACUGGAAAACGAUUCAUCGAAGGAUAUGGGCAGUCAUCGUGUCAAGCUAGUGUCGAGAAGUGGUUCGAAAGAGGGUACACCUAGCAGCGCAUCCAGUAUACCGUGCAACAUAAAACUGGACAUCGAUUUAGACUCGGAAUCGCUGCCGCCCACUAUUAACGUCAACAAUGCCUCGAUGAUCAGUUCAGGAGACGAGAGCCUGACUCUCUUGAGCAGCAAUGCUGUAGAUCAUCAUACAAUAUCGUCGCCAUUGUCCCCGCUGGGCGUAGCUGGACCGCUUCUGUCCACGCACAAAUACACGUACACCAACAAGAAGCGCAUGCCGUCAUCAAAAGUGCACAUGGAUUCGUACAUGUGGGAUAGCCCCAUGUCCGAGCGCAUGAGGUUCAGCAGCGACGACGAGGACUCGAGCAUCAGCGAGUCGUUAGGCAGCCAAACAGAGGACAAUGUCGCAUUAAGCAAUGGCCUGGACGAUAGUGUGCAAACGUUAAAAUCCUUGUCCUCCGAUCGUAACUGCACUUAUGUAAAAAGAAAAGAAAAGCUGGUCAACGCAAGAGUGGUGUUGAAUCGCGCCGAUCACAAGACUGCGACGAUAGCACUUUCCAAACGGAUUCCCAAGACCGCGGCCGAGUCGAUACCCACAACGGAAUCGAUGGUGAUGUCGAAUGACAAGGUGUCCGAAGCGUCGGAAGACGAGACGAAUACUAUGCUGACAUUGGAACCGGCGGAUUGCCGCGCCAGGAGAUCCAGUUUGCGCGGUCACGUGAAAAAGGGCUGCACGUGCUGCAACGGCUCGCCGGAGCGACUGAAGAAGAAACCAACGACGGUCAAGUCGACGGAUCACAAGCUGAAGAAGCGUCCGCCAUCGAAGCAACCUGGCAAGAAAAGGUAGUCUUAGCAAUCGAACGCUCGCGCGAAUACCGCAAUGUGUUACUAUAUCAUUAGUCGCUUUCGUGGCUUUCGAAGCGACAGAGCGGCGCAGGCGUUUCAGUGCGAUCGAAACAGAAUACGAUUCAUACAGUAUCUUAAACGAUCUUAAAUUACCGAUUGAAAAAUCCGUAGCGGGUGAUGGCAUUGUAAAUAUUAACUACAAGCGCUUGGACGCGAAUUCCGUGAUUUAAAGCUGUUGGAACAUUUAACGCUUGCGCCACCGCAGAUUCAGUCGAGCGAGCGAGAGGGAGAAAGAGAGAGAGAGAGAGAGAGAGAGAGAGAGAGAGAGAGAGAGAGAGAGAAAGGAGAGAGAGAGAGAGAGAGAGAGAUAAUUCGUGAAUUUAAAUACUGACGAAUAAAUAUAUAAUCCAUUUCACGUUGAUAUGCGUGUUUGCGUGUACAUGCGAAUGGAUACAUGUGUGAGUGUAUGCGUUAGGAAACGAGAUGACGAGAGAGUACAAGAGAGAGGCGAGUACUGUUUAUUAAUUAGAAUUCUCGAGUCGAUACCACAGUAGUAGAUCAUCAAUCCUUCUACCAUUAGGUGUUAACGAUAUUAGAUUGUGUAAGGUACAGAUCGUUUAUGUAAUGGCAAACUUAGAUUUUGAAUUGUUAAGAAUCGUUUAGUAAACGCAAUCUUCUAGUCAAGUCGAUAAAAUUUUGCAGCGAGGAACAGUUGAGUGAGAGAGAGAGAAAGAGAGAGAGAGAGAGAGAGAGAGAGAGAGAGAGAGAGGGAGAGAGAAGAGAAGCAUAUUAAGAUAAACAAAUAACAGAGAUAAGCAAAACCACAAUUAACGAUCAAUGAUAAAAAGAUCCCUCGCAGAGUUAAAGAGAAGAGAGCCUGAAUUUAUAUAAUUCAACUUUACCAGCAUAAUAUAUACAGUAUAUUGUGCUGAAGAGAUAUUCCACGUUGUAACAUGGUGUGGUCAGACUGAAUAGACAAAUAAUAAUAGAAAUCCUCUUUGAAAAAAAGAAAAAAAAACAAUUUAGGAUAUAGUGAACGGGGAUGUGUGCAGUCUCUUUGGAAUUCAUCGUCUUUGCCUUUCGUGUAAUGCUUAUAUAUCUCUGUAUCUAUAUAUAAUAACUCUAACUUUGUAAGAGAAAAGAAAAGAAACAAUUGUUGCUGUGAAUUCUCGGCAUAUUCUCUUCAGACGAUCCUUCUACCAAAAAAAUGAGAGGGAGUUGAAACAAACACAACUGCAUACAUUAUAGAGACAUAUUAAGAAAGAGACAAGACAGAGUAGCAAUAAGCACGUUCUACGGAUUAUUCUAAUAGCUAUCUGUUGUACGGCCCGACCAUACCUUGUCAUGGUGCAUGUAAAAAUCCACGAUUGUACAUUUGCGUAGAUAAUUCAUUAUAUAAAAAAAAAAAAA